AUGGGAAUCAUCAAGACUACCUCUGAAGCCGGAGCGUAUGAAUUCACAACGUUGACUUGCAUCGAAUACAAAGACGCGAAUAUCCAACUUCUCGAUUUGCCCGGUAUCACCGAAGGAGCUGCCCCAGGAAAAGUGCACAAAGCUGAAAUUCAAAUUCCAAAGUUGACGCUUGAAUUAGAAGCUGUUGGAAUCCGUUUGAAUCAGGGACCUCCAGACAUUUACUUCAAGCAGAAAAUGUUGGUGAAAAAAAUUAGCGAAACAGAAUCGGACUUUUCGGAAGAGUUGGAGCUCGAACUGACGGCGGAGGAGCUCGAGGAAGCAAAGCAGCACCUUUUGGAAAAGAAGAAAGAUCAAAAUGAGAAGAAGACGACUGGGGAUAUCGUCAUCGACUUGGAAUCGAAAUCGAAAAAGUAUCUUCCGCCAGAAGAGUUUGGAAUUGAACUUAUUAAUCCGGGUCUCUUGGCACGUUGCAUGAAACCGCCGGCAAACUCGUCUUCCUCAAGUUGCUGGGAGGGUUGA
Messenger RNA from Oikopleura dioica, 519 nucleotides. The record is from the annotation of a GenBank genome assembly. Lineage: Eukaryota; Metazoa; Chordata; Appendicularia; Copelata; Oikopleuridae.